Messenger RNA from Leptomonas pyrrhocoris, 2411 nucleotides. RefSeq lists its product as hypothetical. The record is from RefSeq and is a predicted model, not a curated record. Lineage: Eukaryota; Euglenozoa; Kinetoplastea; Trypanosomatida; Trypanosomatidae. Bases 543 to 2411 code for a protein of 622 amino acids. The transcript has a single exon.
GUAAUAUUGCGAAAUACCCUAUUACUGAAUCUCGCUAAAAGUACUGUGUCGGUUGAAGAUCAUCCCCGAUCUCCCACAAACGUAGAAUCUGCUUUAUACCUUUCUGUUGUUCUGUUCUCUGCGACUUUACCUUUCCGCUAACGUUGCUGCUGCCUGCAAAUCGCUCUCACAGUUUUAACUUCAAGACGUUUAUCACUUAUUGUUACUUUUAUUCAUUUUGAUUUUCGUUUCUUCUCUUCUUACCACCGCCUCCCUUUCUGUUGAUAUUGGUGUUCUCCUCUAUGAAAUUUUCUAUUUUCUAGUGAUAUCAAGUCAGCUACGCUGUCUUUUUUUGGAUUGUUUUUCUUUUUUUUACUUCCGCACUCGUCGCUGUGGAGUAAUCGUUGCUUCGAAGUGAUUUCUUCAGCACGUGCGUUCAGCAAAAAGCCGUUCGCGGGAGCAGGCGCAAUAAGACUCAUUUAAUGGGAUUCCACUUUAGCACCAAAGUAGUAACACUUACCCCUUUCCUGUUUUGCACUCUAUGUUGAGAAGAAAGGUGAACAAUGAGCUCUACAUUAACUGUGCUAUUUUUUUUAAUACUGUUCAACUUAUCUGCGAGUAUCAUUCAAGGUGUCACCGGGUUCGGCGAUGCCAUUCUGCUGCAAGUGCUGUGGUACACCGCCACGGUCAUCUCACCGGAUAUUUUUAAUGCCACCGCCCUCGGCGACUCCCCGGUCCGAGCAGUGACGCUGCUCAUGUACUGUCGCAUUGUGUUUUCCACACCUGUCCUGGCGUACAUGAGUUUGCACGAUGGAGUCUUCUCGCUUCAAAUGACAAUCGCCAUGGCCAUUCCCUCGACCUUGACUGCGUUGGGUGGGAUCUUCAUCUUCAGGGGCGCCACCAGCGAGGAGCUGAAGCUGGUACUGGGCAUCUCCGGUCUCGCCUUCGCCGCCAUGUACGUCGUCACGCUCAUCGCGAAGUACGUCCUGCGCAGGCGCAAGCUGCGUCGCCUCGGCGCUGGCCAGCACCACGGCGCGGCGAUGGAGGCGACGGCCGUGACGAUCCUGCCGGAGACGGACGCCGUGGAGGCGGACCUCAACGCAAGCCGCAACUCGAGCUUCACACGCGAGUCGGCUCCACAGAACGGCGGACAGCCGUCGGUGGAUGCGGCCUCGCCCGCCUUCGUCAGCAUCUCCACCGGCUCCCCGUUCCGCCGCACGGAGGCGGAGGCGCGCGAGGUGACGGAGUCGGGUGCCGGGGUGGAGGUGCCGCCGCUGACGCCGUCGAAGUUGUCGCCGUCCAACACCAUGUCGUACACCCGCGUGCGUGUGAACCGCAACCUGGAUGAGAACGGCAAGAUCAAGCUGUCCACGAAGAUUGGCGCUGCCAUUGCAGCGGCGGUCUCUGGGAUUAUGGGCUCCCUGACCGGUGUGGGCGCGCCUCCGCAGAUUAUGUUUAUUCUGCUUUUCGACGUGCCGCAGUACAUCAUGCGCGUCAACUUCGCCAUGCAGUCCAUUCCGAGCGCGGCCCUCCGCUUCAUCUACGCCUGCUCCACGGGCCUGUUCACGAAGGAGAUGAUUCCGCUGUUUGCGACGUCCGUCAUCAGCGGUUAUCUCGGCAUUUAUUUCGGUGUGAAGCUCGGUAAAAUGCUCGGUCCUAAGAGCUACAACGUCUUCGUGUUGGUGCUGCUGCUGCUUUCCUCGCUGGUGAUGAUCACGGAAAGCGUUGCCGUGCUGGUCGGCUUCACGGCGUGCACCACCCUCCUCACCGUCGGUGCGGCCGUCUACGAGCACCGGCAGACUGCCGCCAAGGUGAAGCUGCAGGUGGAGAUGGAGACGGAGCUGGAGGAGCGGCGCAGAGGUGCGGCACCGAACACCCCCACCGGUGCUGCAAGCGGCAGUGCCACCCCGCCCCCCGCAGACGCGCCGAAGGCUAGUCAGACCGCCGCCGCGGCGCCCGGUCCUCGCUCUACGCUGCUGUCACGACAGGCCACGGCGGACGCCACGCCGCCCUCGCCGUCCCUCUCCAGCGAGACGAGGGACCCCGCGUGCUCGCGCACCGUCAGCUGCCCGGCGCUGGCGGACACGGCGAGCGUGUCGACCGGCGUCAGCAGCCGCACCUCGAGCCGCAUCCGCCGUGCCGAGCAGCACCGCCCUCCGCCUCUCUGGGAGUACGUCGACGGCACACGCACGGGAGCCGCGGAGGCUGCUGCCGCUGCUACUCGUGUCACGGCUAACGCGGCUGCGCGAGCACGGUCAAUGCUGGUCAGCGUGCCUGCGGCUGGCGAGAUCGCCGCGCAGAAGCCGCUGGCGGCGGACGGGAGGCGGGGGAUGGGUGCUGAGGAGGUGAAGCGGUGGGUGGAGUUGCAGGAUGAGGAGAUCGAUGCAAUGUUGCCCCACACUCUAGAGCCAAUUCGAGGAGCUGAAGAGUAG